GCUCAGAUAAGCCUAUCUGACCGCAGGGCAUGAAUCACUGCCUAUUAUUAUUGCAUUCGGCAGGAUAAUAUGACCAGUUUUACUCUGACUGUGAGGUAAAGUGGACUUAUUGGAUAUUCAUUACGUCAUUUAAGCCACAAUGGCGCCACUAUCGCUCAAGAUAGUCCUCGACGAGGGCGCUGUAACCCGGACCCUCAUGUUUGAUACUACUACCAACAUCCAGGAGGCACACAGGAUCGUCCGGGAUAAGAUACUUACUUUAGACCCCAAUAAAGACUACGGGUUCUUCCUGACAUCAGUGGAAGACGACACCAGCGGGGUGUGGCUGCUGGAGAACAAGUCUCUGGAGUACUACAUGCUGCGGGACGGAGACUCGCUGUUCUACCUGCCGAAGCUGAGGAACCUUAAAGUGCGGAUGUUGGAUGGUGCCGUUAAGACGCUACAAGUCGACGAAUCGCAAAAAAUCGAGGAGCUGAUGGUGGUCAUCUGCCAGAGGAUCGGGACAGCCAACCACGAGGAAUAUGGACUUUGCCGCGAAAAUUAUGAGCUGGAAGCAGACACGACCAAGCCGGCGACGGGCACGCUGACUCUGAAAAAGAAGGAUUUGCAGAAGAAGAAGGAUGCCCUACUUGAGCAGAUGAGCAAGAAACUGAAGACAGAUGACAACGUGGAAUGGCUUGACCAGCGCAAAACCCUGCGCGAGCUGCAGGUAGACCCCAAGGAGACGCUGCUGUUCAAGCGGCGCCUGUACUACAGCGACCACAACGUCAGCUCCCGGGACCCGGUGCAGCUCAACUUGCUGUAUGUGCAGACUAGGGAAGCUAUACUGGAAGGGAGACAGGUGGUCACGGAAGACAAAGCCGUCGAAUUCGCCGGAAUCCAAUGUCAGAUUCAGUUUGGAGACUUUCAGGAGAAGAAACACAAGCCUGGCUUUAUUGAGAAUUUGAAGGAGUUCCUGCCAGAACAAAACGCAUGCUCGUGGGGCAUAGAGAAGAAGAUAAUCAAGAUGCACCAGAAGUACGUCGGGCUGAGCCACGUGGACGCCAAGCAUCUGUACACGAAGACGGCCAGGGAGCUGCCCACGUAUGGUGUUACGUUCUUCUUGGUGAAAGAGCAGCAAAAAGGCAAGAAGAAGCUAGUACCUCGCCUGCUGGGCAUCAAUUCGGAGUCAAUCCUGCGUCUACACGAAGAGACGAAGGAAAUCCUCCAGGUCUGGCCGCUCACACAGGUCAAGAGCUACACUGCAGGAAGCGAAUCGUUUACCCUGAAUUUUGGUGAUUAUAGCGACAAGAGUUACGUAGUGAAGACCAACGAAGCUACGCGCAUCAAAGACAUCCUGGAAGGCUACAUCGACAUCAUCCGUAAGAAGCUGGCCAAGCCGUUCAACGUGAAACAUGAUGUAGGAGAGGCUAUGUGUGAAGACAUGGUGGAAUUAUCCAAGGCCACUACGAUCCAGGCGGUUGUACCGUCGAAGAUAGUGCAAACGUCUUUUGUAGGCCCGAGUCAAAUCAUUUCUGUAAAUCAAGGUCAAUGUGCUCAAGGCCAGGGAACCCAAAUUGUGACUGUACGACAAGUUAUAACAAGCAUGAGACGAGACACAAGUCAACAACCUAUGAAAGGAGAAAUAGGCAAUAUGGAAUUUGGAAAGAGACUCAACCAAUUUCAUUCUGAAUGUGUAAAGACUGUGAUUCUGUUGUCAAUUCCUACGGCAGAAAAUCUUCAGCAAGCAAGGAAAAUUACAAAUGAUUUAGACGAUGGCAUGCCUUGUAUACAAAGAGGUAUCAGAGAAGUAGCUGAAACACUACACGGUGAUGCAUCACAGAAGCUUCUAGAUGAACUAGACGAAUUAUGCAAUUAUAUGAAUACAUUAGUCGAUACAACUCAAAAUAGUGAUCUUAACAAUCCUGACAACCUGUCGACAGCGCAAGAUGCUGCUAAAAAGGUUGCAGAACUAUCCACCCAGAUGUGCUUUGCUGUGGACCCGAAAAUAAAAAGACGAAGCACGCUAUUGAAGCGGUCGCGCGACAGCUUCAUCCAAGAUGAACAAACUGAAGCGACGCUUCGACGAGCUUCAUUCCUCUGCGCUACCGACAAAGCCAGCCAAGCGUUAGAAGAAGCACACGAAGAGUUAGAUCAAAUUUAUAACGGUCCGAUUUUAAGUGAUGAUGAAUUGAAAAAGCUUGAAAGCAAAGCGGUUGACAGAAUGGGGAAAUUAAAUGCAGCCAUAGCAUUACUUUUGAAUGCCCAUGCAGAUCCAAAGAACAUAGACUAUGAAAUGGCGGUCAACUCAAUGAAGACCAUCAAUGAAAUAAUGCCAAAGUUUGUCAAAGAUACAAAACCUUUAACCGGUUACGGGGACAGUAGUUCUGGAAGGGCUUUACGAGAACAAAUAGGAAACCUUCUAAAUCGCACUAGCACUAUCUGCAAGUUAACAGGGACUCAUGAUGUUCAGAAAAUGCAAUUCGAGGGCGAUGACUACGCAGAUGUAGCCAACAAACUCAUCUUUACAUUCAGCAGAUCACGCAAGCCUGGUGGUAAUAUGCACGAUGAAGAGAACAAGAUAACAGCCCAUUGCAAGGACAUUGAAGAAAAGGCUUCCGUGCUACUAUCGGACGCCAAGGAAUUGACUGGGCUAGAGCUGAACGAUCCUCGGAGGAUCGACGUGGACGCCGCAGCGCUGAAUUGCUCCGAUGCUGUUAAAUCUCUCAUAACAUGUGCGAAGCUGACAGCAUCUUCGCUCCACGAGCCUCAUUGCCAAAGCGCGUUAAGCGCAGCAGUUGAGAACGUGUCAUCGUCUACGCAGAACCUGCUGACGGUCAGCAAGCCCCUCGUAGAGAAACCGAACCGGCACCACAUUGCACACAAGUUGAACGACGGGUCAUUGAACUUAAGUAAAGCUUUGGACAGAUUGAAGGACUACUACUCAAACAUAAAUGGAACAAAAAUAGAAGAAAUGGACAUUACCGAAGAACCCCAUAAACAAGAUCGACUGAAGUUCAUAAGAACUGUAGCAGCAGCUAAGACUGCAAUUACGGAUGCUGACAAAGAGUUGUUAGCGAUGAAGAAUACACCAGUGUCUAUGGCGUCAAAACCAAACAGCCGAAAUUCAGAAGCCAAACGACUUCUCUCACAAAAGCUAGCUCAACUCAAUGCUGCGAUAGCAUGUUUACUAUAUGCUACUGCAGAUCAAGCAAACCCUGAUUACGAUGCAGCUGAAGCUGCUACCAGAUUAAUAAGUGAAUUAACUCCUGAUAUAAUUAAAGAUACAAAAUCCAUGCAAGGUACAGUUGAUCCAAAUUCAUGGAAUGAAAUUGUGUCAACUCUGAAAGACAUGUUAGAAGCGACCCACGGCAUUUGUGUAAACGCUGAGAAUAAGGAAAUACAGGAACUAAAUCAAAAUGCAUCCAGAUUUGCCAAUCCUUCAGGAAAAUUAAUAUAUGUAUUAAAUCGUCGUAAAAACCCCAACAAGGAAAAAGAGAUUAUAGAUUUAUCUAAAGCAGUCCUCCAAGACACUAGUGAAAUGCUUGCGAAUGUCUACCGCCUUGCUGAAACGAUUGGUGGAAAAGACGGUGACGACUUGGACAAUGCUGGAGUUAAGGUUGUAGAUGCGGCACAGCUAAUGCUCAGAACUGCUGAGAUAACGGCACCAACUAUAUCAGAGCCACAUUGUAAGGAAACUCUAUUGAAAGCAAUCGAUUCGCUCUCCGAACAAAAGCGUAUGAUUGAGCGCGCGUGGAAGCCUUUCAUACAAUCAUCUGAUUUUUGUCAAAUUGGGGACGAUCUUUACCGUGAUUUGAAUUUGCUAAAAAACGGACUGACAAAACUACGUAGAGCCUGUCAAGAGAGUCCUGAUGAAAGUGAUGUAAUACCUGUUGAAACAAGUGAGAAUGAGCAGCAAAAAAUACAAAGACUUAAAUUCAUUGCGUCAAAAACAGUUGCCAGAAAUGCUCUGACCGACGCUGAUAAACAUUUAGAUGAUAUAAUGAACAAGCCCAAUGACAAGAAUUUUGACAAGGAAAAUAAUGAUGUAAAUCUUGAAGUUCCACGUCGUAUCGCUGAUAAACUCGCUGAGUUGAAUGCAGCAAUUGCAAAGUUUUUGCAAUAUAAUUUGGAUAAACAUAAUCCAGAUUACCAAAAUGCGCAAAUGGCAAUAAAUGAAAUUUGUAAAUUGACACCAGAGGUAAUAAGAGAUACCGAAUGUAUGCGUGGACAUGUGGACGAUAAUUCAUGGAAUGACAUACUAGAACAUCUUAGAGCAAUUUUAGAUGCAACACAAGGCAUUUGUUCUGAUUCACCAGAGGGUGAUGCGAAGGAAUUGAAUGACGCGGCAUCGAAGUUCGCAAAAUCUUCUGCCAAGCUGACUUACAUAUUCAACCCUCGCAAAAAUCCUAAGAAAGAGGAACAGAUUGCAGAUAAAGCAACAUCAGCGGUCGAGGAAACCUCUCAGUUGUUGUCUUACGUGUACCAACUUGCGGAAUCGGUUGGAGGGGAUAACGGAAACAAGAUGGACGACGCUGGAGCUCGUAUUGUUGAUACAGCAGAACAAUUAGUAAAGACUGCUGAGAUUACAGCUUCAAGCAUUAACAAUAAACAUUGUCGAGACACUCUACUAUCAGCCAUCAACCGCCUUUUAGGUGAAUUACAAGAUUUAGAAAAAUCAUGGACACCUUUUGUAAACGAACCAAAACAUCGUAAAAUUGGAAAUCAACUGAAACACGAAUUAAAAUCAGUUCAAAUGGCUCUUAACAAUUUAAAAGAUGUGUGUCAAGAAUCUUCUGAAAAUGAUAACUCUGAAUCUUCUGAGGUAACAAGCGAAAUGCAAGAAAGAAAUAAACUCAAGUUUAUUACUUCAAAAUCAUCUCUUAUACAUACUCUGACGGAUGCUGAUAACCUAUUGGAUGAUUUAAUAAACAAGCCUGUUAGACAGAAAUCCAAGGAUGACAUAACUAAGACAUUGCCUGAAGUGCGUCGACGUUUGUUAGAAAAAUUAGCCGAGUUGAAUGCAACUAUUGCAUCUUUAUUGCAAGCUUGUUCUGAUUAUGAUAAUCCUGAUUAUAUCAAUGCAGAAAUGGCAAUCAAUAAUAUUAUUAAUAUAAUUCCAGCCAUAAUAAAGGAUACGGAACAAUUACAUGGAACUACAGAGGAUAAAUCAUGGAAAGAAAUAACAGACCAACUGAAAUCUGUACUAGAUGCAACACGAGAUGUUUGUUCUAACUCUACAGAGGGCGAUGUUAAGGAAAUGUAUGAUGCAGCAUCUAAGUAUGCAAAGUCUUCUGGGAAACUAACUUAUAUUUUCAACCCUCGCAAAAACCCUAAAAGAGAGGGACAGAUAUUACAAUUGGCAAGAUCAGCGGUCGAAGAAUCAUCACAAAUGUUGUCCGAUGUGUACCAACUUGCGGAAUCGGUUGGAGGCGAGGAUGGCAACAAGCUGGAUGACGCUGGAGUUAAGGUUGUUGAUGUUGUACAACAACUACUGAAGACUGCUGAGAUAACUGCUCCAAGUAUCGCUGACACCCGCUGUCGUGAUGCUCUCCUCUCAGCAAUCGACCGCCUUUCUAGACAACUACGUGAUCUAGAAAAUUCAUGGAAGCCAGUAGUAGAUAAACCUAAACAUCGUCAAAUUGAAAAUCAGCUUAAGGAUGAAUUGAAAUCAUUAAAAACAGUGUUAGACAAUUUAAGACAGGCUUGCCUGUAUGAUGAUGAUGGCAAAUCUAUGUCUUCUGAAACGCAAGUAGCAAAAACACACAAGUUUAUGGAUUCAAAAUCAGCUGUUAUAAAAGCACUAAAAGAAGCCGACACACAUUUAGAUGAGUUAAUGAAAAAGCCUGUAUCAAAGAAAACCAAAAGUGAUAUUGUUAACACAGAUCCAAAAGUUCAACAUCAUAUAUCUAAAAAACUAGCAGAGUUAAAUGCUGAAAUUACAUCGUUGAUGCAAGCCAGUUCUAAUCAUAAUAAUAAGUCCGACUAUGACAUUGCUGAAACAGCAAUCAAUAACGUUUGCAAAUUAACUCCAGCUUUAAUUAAAGAUACAGAAUAUUUACAUGAAAAUGUAGAAGAUAAGGCAUGGAAAGAAAUAGCAGAUCACCUCAAAUCUUUACUAGUUGCAACACAGGAAAUGUGUUCUCAUUCUCUACAAGGCGAUGCUAAGGAAAUGUAUGAUAUCGCAUCCAAAUUUGCAAAAUCUUCUGGAAAGCUAACCUACAUUUUUAACCGUCAUAAAAAUCCCAAGACAGAGAAACAGAUUUUGGACACGGCAAAAUCGGCUGUGGAAGAAACAUCUCAGUUGUUGUCCAACGUGUACCAACUUGCGGAGUCGGCUGGAGGUGAGGAUGGCAACAAAUUAGAUGACGAUGGAGUCAAGGUCGUUGAUGCUGCACAACAACUACUGAAGACUGCUGAGAUUACAUCUCCAACCCUUGAAGAUGUGCGAUGUCGGGGUAAUCUCCUCUCAGCAAUCGACCGUCUUUCUGCCCAAAUACGUGAUUUGGAAAAUACGUGGAAACCUUUCGUGGAUAAAUAUAAACAAAGAGAAAUUGGAAAUCAGCUUAGCCAAAAUAUCAAAUCUGUUGAAAUGGUACUGGACAAUUUAAGGAAUGCAUGCCAGGAUGGAAAUCGUUUGUCUACUAAUCCUGAUAUGCCAGAAACUAAAAAACUGAAAUUUAUUGCUACAAAAUCCACGGCUAACAAUGUACUGAGUGAAGCUGAUAAACAAUUAAAAGAAUUAGUGAAAAAACCAGUAUUGAAGAAAUCCAAGAACAGCACUGCCUCUUCAAACCCAGAAGUUCAAUAUCGUAUGUCACAAAAAAUUGCAGAUUUGAACGCAGCAAUAGUGACUUUGUUACAAACUACUUCGGAUCACGAUUAUCCUGACUAUGAUAAUGCUCAAAUCGCAGUCGAUAAUAUUUGUAAAUUAACUCCAGCCAUAAUAAAUGAUACAAAGUGUUUGCGUGAAUCUAUGGACGAUGAGACAUGGAAAGGAGUAGCAGAAAAUCUAGAAGGAAUUCUAAAUGAAACACAAAGAUUUUUAUCAAAUUCCGAUAAGAGAGAUGUUAAGGAAAUGAAUGAUGCAGUUUCCAAAUUCACCAAAUCUUCUGGCAGUUUAAUAUACACCUUCAACCCUCAUACAAACCCCAAAAAACAGGAGCAGAUUUCAGUAUUAUCACGAUCUGCUGUGGAACAAAUUUCCCGGAUGUUGUCUCACACGUAUCAGUUUGCGGAAUCAGUCGGAGGAGAUGGCCAGAAGGUUGAUGAAGUUGGAAAAAGAGUUGUACAUUCGGCACAACAAUUGCUUAAAACUGCUGAGGUAACAGCAUCAAGUAUCGCAAACGCUAGCUGCAGAACAGCUUUAUUAGCAGCGAUCCAACGACUUUCUGAUCAGUUAAUGAAAAUGGAGGAUUCGUGGAAACCAUUGAUAAAGUCACCAGAACAUCAGCGGACGGCAGACAAACUGAGUCGCGAUUUGAAUUUAGUUCAAAUCGCCUUGGAUAAAUUGAAGGAAGCUUGUGAAGAUACUAACGGUACUUCCAUAAUAAAACACCCGGAGACACAACGGCUCAUGUUCAUAGCUACAGCCCUGACUGCUGCUAAGACAAUGGCCGAAGCAGAGAAAGCAUUGAGAGACAACACACCAGUGAAACCAUUAGAUAAAUCGGAACUGCCAGCGAUGAAACGGUCUCUGUCACAAAGACUGGCGCGUCUUAAUUCCACCAUAGCGUCCCUAGUUAUGGCUACCGCAGAUGAAGAUAAACCAGAUUACAACACUGCAACUCGCUCCAUCGAUACCAUAGCUAGUAUCACACCAACUAUAAUAAAAGAUGUGAAAUCAAUUAAAACUGACAUCGAUCAAAACUCUUGGAAGAUUAUUGAUGAAAAUCUUAAUGACGUUGUUGUAACGACCCGACAAAUUUGUAGACACGUUGAAGAUAAUAAUUCUAAGGAGCUAAAAGAAGCAGCGUUCAGAUGUGCAAAGUCUGUAGGUCGAUUGAGUUACAUUUUUAGUCCCACUUCGAAUACAAGAAAAGAAAAUCAGAUAUUGGACCUAUCAAGAGAAGCAUCCGAACAGACCUCUCUGAUGAUGUCGGCCGUGCACCAACUAGCCGACAAAGUGGGAGGAGAUACCGGCAAGCAGUUACACGACUCCAGAGUUCUAGUUGUUAAGUCUUCUAAAAUACUGCAAAAGACAGCUGAGAUAUUGGCGCCAACUAUAAGCGACGCGAACUGCCAGGAAUCUCUCAUAUCAUCAGCAGAUGAGCUGUCUAAGCUCUCUGAACAAUUGAAGGGUGUAUGGAAGCCAGUGGUGCAAGCGCCGCAACUUCGACAAACCGGUGACCAACUGGAACAGAAUCUUCAAAUUGUUCAUACAAUUUUGGAUAAACUGAGAAAAGCAUGUCGAGAUACUGAUGAUGAAGUGGUAGCUCCUACCCACAUAAAUGUAGAACCUGCUAGAGAUAGUCUAAAAGAAGCAGAAAAGUAUUUCUUGGAAGACAAUUUCUUUGAGCUAUCGGCUCAUGAUUUAGAUAAACCUGGUGCCGUUAUAAAAUCUGUAAUGGAACAGAGAGAGCAAAUAUCACACAAAAUAGGAAACCUGAAUGAGUCCAUGGCAUUACUCCUACAAGCUAUGUUAGAUCUUAAAAAUCCAGAUAAUGUUAAAAAGGUUGAGCAACGUAUGGACGUCAUAUCAAAUACUACUCCAGAAAUUAUCAAAGAAAUGUUAGCACUCCAGAGAAACGUUGACGACGAAUCUCGCGAGAUACUAUUCGAGGAGGCAAAGGCUUUGUACACAGCUGCCCAGGCGGUGUGCGACAGUGUGGAGAAAUGUAACGUAAAGGAACUCAACAGUGUCGCUUCUCAAUAUUCUCAAACUUCGCGCAAGUUGCGCUACAUCAUCAGCCCUCGCUCUUAUCCAAAUAAAGAAAAGAAGAUACUAGAUAUGUCGCGAUCUGCCUGUGAAUGGACAUCGCUGAUGCUGUCCAGGGUGUCCCGUCUGGUGCAGAGGAUGGAGAGGGGGAGGGGGGACCAGCUCGACACGUGCGGCGCCAAGGUGGCCAACGCUGCUGAAGUGUUGCUGAAUAACGCUCAGAUAACAUCAUCUUCCAUUAACCAGAAGAACUGUCAAGCAGCCCUGGUGUCAUCAGCUAAUAUACUAACAGAGCAUACUCUAGAUCUCCAGGAGCACUGGAUGCCGAUAGCUCAACGCGCUGAGCAUAAAGAGAUUGGCGAUCAGCUGCGUAGAGAUGUGCGUUUGUUGCUCACUGAGCUACAUAAGCUGAAAACAACUUGCCAAGACGAUACAGAGGAAGUCGCAAUGGAAGUCCAACAACAAAAAUGCUUUAAUACUGAACCAAAGAAAUCACCUGAUGAAAAUAUUGAUAGAAUCCUUGAAGACAUACAAAAGAAUGUUAAAGAAGCAAACACGGCGGAACAAAACAAGGCUACAGAAAGACUCACCGUUGAAGAUAAUCCUUUAAGGACUUUAGCUUCGAAGAUACUGGCCUCUGUUCUAGAGAAAUCAGAUUCCGCACGGUUGAAAUCUAAACACAUUUCGCCAAACGAACAAAAUGAGCUCAUUUCAUUCUCAAAUGAACUGCAGGGUGCUAUCAAAUGCUUUGAUAUUACCAAUGCGAAAUGUCGCAAUGCACCUCUGGACUUAAAGAAACGUCAAGAUUUGGAAAACGCUAUCAUGAAUCUACAACAGAUAUGUCUGCUGUCACUACGCAAGAAUGAAGAUCACAACAACGUCGUCGAUUUAACGAACUAUAUCAACGACGUUACAAAAGGUGUUGAUGAUCUUAGUAAUACAGUAGAUGAAAUCAAAACAGAUCACGGAAAAGAAGCUCUAAUUGACAUUAAGAACAAAUGUGGAACUAUAAAAGACAAUGCAAGAAAAAUAUUGUAUUUAGAAGAAGAGCCUCUAGCUGAUGGAAAUAUCAUAGAUGAUAUGCUUAAAAUAGAUCAAUUUGCUAAGGAUUGUGAAAGUCAUGUGAAACACAUGAAUUUAGUUGUAUCUAAAAUAAAUGAUGAAAACGCAAGAAACACACUCAAUGACAAACUACAGUCUUUGGCUGAAUGUUGCGAUCUUUUAAGAUUUGCAACAAUGAGUAGUAUUUCGAGCGCAAAAAGUGCAACACUAGACGAAGGCCUGCAAAAUCUAGAAGACGUGGAAAAGAAGAUUGAUAUUAUAUUGAAACCCACUGAAGGACAGACUGAAGUAAAAGUUGAAAAAGCAGUAAACAUGCAAGCCAUGAACGCAGCACAGGCGGCCUUGGCUACAGUGGUAGCAGCUGAAAAAGAACACGAUCUACCUAAAGCAUUGAUAAAGUAUGCCGCUCAGAUGAAAGCAAUCGGCGCUGACAAACAGAAACUGAAGCUUAAAGAUCAUCUCAAAAGACUUCUGGAUCUGUUGCAACAACACGCGGCUGUGAUCUGCCGACGUGUGGCGACGUGGCAAGAUGCUAAUGGACCAGAAACUUCUGUUACGACAGAUAAAGUUUUAGAGGAAUGUAAAUCUUUCGCCAAAGAAGUUGAGCAAUCUCAAAAGCGAGUCUCGAAAUCUUCAACGCACGAACAAAUGUUACGAGAAAGUGAUAUAAAGAAUUUACUCUCUCCAAAUGACUAUACUGUAAAAGGCACUCAAAAAGAACUCAAUAAUAAACUAUAUCAGCAAAUUCAGAAAUUGAACUCUAUAUCAAGUACCAUAGCUCUCAGUUUACAUAAACCAGAGUCACUAACCCGGAGUCUACAUGCCACUUCCGAUGCUGCUCAACAUUUAGCAGCAAUAGCUAGAGGACUCAAGGGCGAGGAUCCUGUACAAAACAAGCGAAUAGAAGAAGCUGUACAAGAAACGAGCAUAGCCACUUAUAAUUUGUUGAAGACAUCAGAGGCGACUUGUCACUUAUCGAAUCCUACUAACUCUAGAAGAAGACUACUGGACACAUGUAGAUUGCUGAAUGAGGCUAUCAAUAAACUAGGUCGUGCGGCGUUUCCAUCAGAUAAGAUGAAGAACGAAUGCUGCGAGAUGAACAGAAACAUUCAGCUGCAACUGACGUUCCUACAAGCGGACAGCCCGACCUGCGCCCUCACAUAUACGGACUGCCUCGACGCCUUGAACAACCAGAGUGAUGUUAUACAAAAGCUUCGUGCAGAAGAGCCCAUUCCUCGCUCCGACAUGAGCACGUCGCUCCGCUACGUGACGUCCGCUGUGUGUAACAGCGCCGAGUUUGGCGCUCAAACUGCUUAUUUGCUUUCGCUAACGGAUGCCGAGCAAACCGUGGCUAAGCAACAUAUCAUAGAUCUAUCACGACUGCACUCCGUCACUGAGGCUAUGCAAAACGUAUGCUAUCAAGUUAUUUGUGCCGGUCCGGGCGAACAGGCUACAGAAUUAAAUAGUUCGUUGAUGAAGCAAACGCAACAGCUACAAGAAGCGAUAGACGAUGCAACUCAAAAAGUUAAAGACGACUUUAAACAUCCGCUGAUUGCUAAUUCUAAACAGUUGAAAAGAGCAUUACAAGUUUUACAAGAGGCAGUGCAUCUACCUACAGUCAAGGAAGAAGAUUUUACACUUAAAAUAAUGAAGCACAUAGACGCCAUAAAGGAAAUCGAUGCCAUAAUCAAAGAAGUGCCGCAAGCUAAGACCGAUAAAGACCCCAAAAAAACCAACAUGUCUACAGAAGUUAUUGAUCACACUAAGAGUCUCCUAACCAGCACGUCUAUGUUGGUGAAGAAGGCCAGCGUGUCGGAGCAGGCCAACAUUAGCUGGACGAUGUUCGGGAGCGGUGACGUCAUCAAGGCUUUCGAGGCGCUUGUCACUUGCAUCAAAGAAAAGGGAGCUGAAGCUGGUUUCAUAGAAUCGAUGAAAGUACAAGAGGAGCAAGCCGCGCCUAAGAGCUUCGUGCAUAAACAGGUGGAGUUAGUAAACUCCUGGCUCCGAAGACCAGCUGCGAAGGACAAGGACAAGGCAGCGGGAGUGAAGGCGGCGGAGCAUGUGGUCGGUCUGGCCGAGCAGAUGUGCGAAGAUCUGGCAGGCGCAGACAGGGAGGAGGUGAAGCAGACGAUAACCGAGACUAAGCAGCUGCUAGACGAUUGCACGACCAAGUACAACAGUGAUAAAGCAUAUUUGCUGUUGGAGCGUCUGAAGGAACUGCGCAAGAUGUUGGAGAAGGGAGUGGUCACCAGAGUGGUUGAAGACUUCCUCGUUGACAUCCCCCUGGACAACCUUCAAACUGUGCAACAAGAAACAGACGCGAGGAAGCGCAAGUUCCUGCUGGAGAAGAAGAUAGCCGAGCUGCUGGCACAGCUGGGCAGAGUGAAGAAGACUGCGACCUUGGUAGCUGACACCGGCCUCGCGCCUCGUCUGGAGCUGGCCACCACUACUGACCAGGCCCAACUGUUGGCGCCAGUGUUAGUCAAAGCGGCUCAAGACAGGAUUGAACAUUCCGACGACCAGGCCGCUAUAAAGCAUUACGAAGACCUCCUGCAGCAGUAUGCGGACUCCUUGUCCAGGGUCCGUGAGCUGUGCGACCAUGCCGUGGAUCCCAUAGAUUUUGCCCAGGCUGCAGGAGAAACCAUGCAUCGCAUCAAGGAAGAGUCCGCGAUUAGCAAGGAUCCACAGAAGAGUGUUUACACCUCUAGAGUUAUUUUGAAACUCGGCAACCGCGUGGUGAAGGCAGGCAUGAAGUCAUCUCUGGUACAAAACGACCCGGAGCUGCGGGACACCCUGGCCAAGAUAGACCACACCGUCACCACGAAGUAUGACGAUGUGAAGAAGGCUGACUGGGGUGACGUCAUGGCUGAGAUAAUGAAGAAGACCAGCGAGGUAGAGUCAGCACUGGGAGGGGAGAACAUAUUCCUCAAACAAGUGGAGACGAAUCAACCUAUUUUCGCGGCUGCUCUUGACCUACACGCAGCGGUGCGCGAGUGGUCGGCGCGCGACAAUGAGAUCGUUGCUGUCGCUAAACGGAUGGCGGUGUCGAUGGCGCGGCUCUCAGACUAUAUGAACACCGAAAAUAAACGGGAGCUGCUCCACACGUCGAAGGUGAUCGUGUCCCAGUCGCGGGAGGUGGCGGCGCUGGCCAAGAAACUGGCGCUCGAGUGUACGGAUAUGAGGAUCAGGACUAACCUCUUACAAGUGUGUGAACAAAUACCAACCAUCAGCGGCCAGCUGAAGAUGUUGACAACUGUCAAAGGCUCGUCGUUUGGACAAGGCACCAAAGAAGACCAGGAAGCUAUGAACACACUGGUGGGGAACGCGCAGAACCUCAUGACGAGUAUUCAAGAAGUGGUGAAAGCAGCUGCCAGCGCGUCGGUGAAGAUCAUGUCACAGAAAGGUUGCAGGAUGAAGUGGGUCAGAAGGAAAUAUUACUGAUGAUUAUAUAGAUCAAUAACUUUCUAGACAAUUGUAAUUUUAUAAAUAAAUGAAAUAUUGUAAUUAAGGAGACAAAAAGUAAUUUUGCAAAAAAUACUUAUUUAGAAUGGGGAUGAUGACUAGGUUUGAAUAUAUUGAUUUUUAUGAUACAUUCGGGUAAAUAGGGUCAUUGUUAACUGAUUUAUAUAUAAAAAGCAAAAAUAUUUGCAAAAUAAAUGAGAUUAUAAAAUUUCAAAAUCUAUUAAAAAUCUUUUAUCGUAAUUAGAUGAAAAUUCAUACACUUUUAGCUUCUUUACAUUAAAUGUGACAUUUUUAAUAUAUGAACUAUAAACAUAAACGCACAAAUAACAAAGAUAUUAUUAAUUUUGUUUGAACGCUCAUACAAAUGUACCGAUCAUUACAUUACCUACGACGUCAUUAGUUUGUGCCAUUUUGUAUAUUUUUCAGGGAUCCGCGGCAGCGCCGCAAAUCUGACCCUUUAAAUCCCUGUAGCUCCGAAAGUAAUGAUCGCAGAUACCCUGUUACUUUUGCAAAAUUGCUUUACAAUUAGCGUACUCUUAAUUUAUAUACAAUUUAAAAAACUGUCAAUGUCAUCAUCCCUAUUGCUGAUACUUAAAUAGGUAAAUUAAAAAAUUCAUUUUUUUCAAUUAGACUCACUUUACAAGCACUUAUGAAAGGUCAGGAUUAUGUCAUAAUUUAAUUUAAUCUUAUGGUGGUAAUAAUAGUCGAAAACUUAAAAUUUAAGUAACUAGGGUUCCAAACGCGCCUUGGUCCGAGAAGAGCCCACAACAAACUCAGCCAAGGAUUAUUAUUUUUUGUUUACCACCAUUAUACAAACUUAUUUAAAACUAAGCACACAGUCGUAUAAUACAGUUUAACACCAAGGGUUUUUAUCAUUUAAAUAAUCAUUAACACAGACUCCUAAAAAGUAUAAUCGGCGUUAAAAAAAUACCAUGUACUAAAUUGUGAUGUCCACCAACUUUAACAAUGAAUAUCUCCGGAACUUUUAUUAAUUUAUUCAGGGUGCUCGGGAGUAAUUCCCAUAACUUCAAGGUGUUGACGAGUCUACUUACGGGAGCCGAACUACAAUAAGUAAUAUUUUUUUUAACUAAAAAAUUAAAACUCUUUAUGUUUCAUACAAAGUUUUUCAAAUAAUUCCGGCUGACUAUGAAACACAUUUAUAACAACACGUUUAUCUAUCCUUGCAUUUUAAAUACCGUCAAACUUGGCUUUAUAAGGAUGCGUUUAAGGGAGACAUUUUAGGAUCUAUUCACAAAAGAAAUAUUAUUUACCCGAAAAUAUUAAUUUUAAAACACCAUGUUCCUUGAACAUUAUUAAUUAAUUUUCGAUAAAGAAUAUAACCCCAGAGUAAUGGUAAAUACUCCCGAGCACCCUGUAUAUCAUAUUAGCAAACGCCCCGCUGUAUCACCCGUGUAUAAUUCCCGUUCCCGCUAGCCCGGUAAAAUAUAGUGUAUGACCAGUGGCGUGCAUAAGGUUGUCGAUCAGGGUAUGCACUAGUAAUAAAAUUAAGCAAACUGGAAAAAUCAAUAUUUAAUAAGCACUAAGAAGACAACUCUUUGGGUAUGCAGUACUUUAAUGCACGUAUGAAGUGCACGCCACUCCCUAUGACACACACAAAUGACAAGGUUUUCUAAAAAAAGUAAAAAAAAUAAUUCAAAAUCGAUUUAGUAGAUCCGCAGAUUACCCUCCUCCAGCCUCGCAUACAAACUUUACCUCUUUACAAUGUUAGUAUAAAUGGGUAAUUAUAUUUUCAAUGGUGCAUUUGAACUAUAAGUAACUUGCGAUGUCUACUUUAUGACAAGAGAUCUAGUUAGAAAUGUCUAAAUUUUGAAUAUUUCCAAAGCUUUGAUUUAGAUGACCUUCAUUCAUUCUAAAAGAAAUUGAUUUUUGAAAUUGUUUGUAAAUUACGUUUAAAUUUCCAGUUAUUCAUCACCUAUCUAUAAGGAUAAAUAAAAGAUGUAAUUUUGUAAUAUUUUUAAUAAAAUCUUUAUUACAAACCUUAAUAUUAAUAAA
Bicyclus anynana (squinting bush brown) is the source of this 15394-nucleotide messenger RNA. RefSeq lists its product as uncharacterized. Gene Ontology annotation, cellular component: cytoskeleton; focal adhesion; plasma membrane. The coding region runs from base 140 to 13360 and encodes 4406 amino acids. Gene Ontology annotation, biological process: cell-cell adhesion. The record is from RefSeq and is a predicted model, not a curated record. Lineage: Eukaryota; Metazoa; Arthropoda; Insecta; Lepidoptera; Nymphalidae. The transcript is spliced from 106 exons. Gene Ontology annotation, molecular function: actin filament binding; integrin binding.